CCUGGGAAGCAUCAGCGGUUGCGGCAGGUGAGUCUCCAGUUCAUAUUCUCAAAGGGGGGGUUGGGGGACAGCUCGCCUCCCCUCGGCCUGCUGGUUGCCUUGGUAACCAACCGUCGCCACCCGCUCGUGCCUGUGGCUUCGUGGCCUUUGGGGGCGCCUUGAUAAACCACAAAACUGCCAGGAUGAACUGCCGUUCAGAGGUACUGGAGAUAUCAGUGGAGGGGCGCCAGAUUGAAGAAGCGAUGCUCGCUGUUUUGCAUACCAUAUUGCUCCAUCGCAGCACAGGGAAGUUCCACUACAAGAAGGAAGGGACCUACUCCAUUGGGACAGUUGGCACGCAAGAUGUUGACUGUGACUUCAUUGAUUUUACCUACGUUAGAGUUACUUCCGAUGAGCUUGACCGGGCAUUGAGAAAAGCUGUUGGGGAAUUCAAGGAUGCGCUGCGGAACUCGGGCAAUGAUGGGAUGGGCCAGGUCUCGCUGGAGUUCUACCAGAAGAAGAAAUCACGGUGGCCAUUCUCUGACGAGUGUAUCCCAUGGGAAGUGUGGACAGUCAAAGUGAACGUGGUGAGCCUGGCUAAUGAGCAGGAGCGGCAGAUCUGUCGUGAGAAGGUUGGUGAGAAACUCUGUGAGAAGAUCAUCAACAUUGUAGAAGUGAUGAACCGACAUGAGUACCUGCCCAAGAUGCCCACCCAGUCUGAGGUGGACAAUGUCUUUGAUACGGGGCUGCGGGAUGUCCAGCCCUACCUGUACAAGAUUGCCUACCAGAUCACUGACUCACUUGGAACCUCUGUCACUACAACCAUGCGGCGCCUCAUCAAGGAUACCCUGGCACUCUGAUAUCCAUGAGACUACAAGACCUGACAUUAUUGAGAGGCAACAUGAGCAACUGGCUUUCUGUCCAAAAGCACCAAAUACAUAUUUUCUCCCAGAAAAUCUGGGAGUCUUGAUAUCCAGGCGCCCUGUUCUAAUUUAUUAAUUU
Molecule: messenger RNA, 981 nt
Organism: Lacerta agilis (Sand lizard)
Lineage: Eukaryota; Metazoa; Chordata; Lepidosauria; Squamata; Lacertidae
Gene: ATG101
Product: autophagy related 101
Exons: 4
Coding region: 183-839 (218 amino acids)
Biological process (GO): autophagosome assembly; autophagy
Cellular component (GO): phagophore assembly site
Source: RefSeq, a predicted model, not a curated record